AUGGUGGUGCUGCAAGCCCUGGUGCCCAUAGUGUUCCUGAUAUUCAUUGAUGCUCUCAUCAUAUGUAUGCACUUUAAGAAGAUAUCGUCUGUGACAAGGGCAAGGUCGACUUUGAAAGGUAAACAAAAAAUUCAUACAUCCUUUUUUUAAAAAAAUUAAUUUAUUUCUUUUUCUAUUUGUUUAUUUGUAUUUCCAGUGGAAACACUUCUAGUGACCCAGCAUUACAAGGUCUUUAGUUGUUAUUGUGACAUUAAGGAGUUCUCCCUCAACAUUGCGACACAAAUUUGUUCAACUCGUUCUGUUUAGACGGAAGUUAUAAGACCAUGUUUGAAACUUUACGAAAGGAAAACAUUCAAGCUAUCAGCCUCAAUUUUUGCAAGAUCCGCAGAUCUUUUUCCCAUGGACUGUAAUCAAGAGCAUUAUUGACUUUAGAGCAUUCAGCUGUGAGAUGUUCAACCAACGAAAACUUAUCAAAGACAAUUUGCAAAACAGAAAACAAGAUGGCCGACAAGCCGGAUAUUUUUUAUUUCCAUCCUUUAUUAAAUCGCAUUUUUAAAUUAUUUUUGUUAAAAAAGAAAAUUUACUUGUUAAAUUUAAAUUUAUAAGAAAAAAAAUGGAAGGAUCUGCGAAUAUUUACUUGUUAUAAUUCUUUGUUAUGAUUCCUUGCAAUAUUCUCUUGCUAUAUUCCCUUGUUGUAUUUCCUUGUAACAUUUCCUAAUUACAUUUCCUUGAUAUAUUUCCUUGUUACAUUUCUAUGUAAUAAUACCGUAUUAUGUUCCUUAUUCUAGUUUCUUGUAAUAUUUUUCCUUAAUAUAUUUCCUUGUUAAAUUUCUUCAUGCAAUAUUUCCUUAUUAUAUUACUUUGUUAUAUUUUCUUACAUUUCCUUGUUAUAUUUCCUUUUUAUAAUUCCUUGUAACAUUUCCUUACUAAAUUUCCUUGCCAAAUUUCGUUAUUAUGUUUCAUUAUGAUACUUCUUUGUUAUAUUUUAAGAAAAUAUUUGCUUGUUACAUUUCCUUCCGCAUUGCGUUAUUUUGCGUGUCAUUUCUAUCUGUCAGUCAAACAGCAUCUGAUCGUUGUGACGUUCGCAUCCAGCAUUCAGUUCGUCCUCACCACUUUCCCGACAUCCAUCAUCAACGGAAACGGGGCGUUAUACUUUGAUGGGCACACACAGAUAGGAGAGGCGAGGACACAGUUGGGUAAGGAGUGGACACAGUUGGGUAAGGAGCGGAAACAUUUGGGUAAGGAAAGAACACAAUUGGGUAAAGAGCAGACGCAGUAGGGUAAGGUGAGGACACAGUUGGGUAAAAAGGCGGACACAGCUAGGUAAGAAGAGGAUACAGUUGGUUAAGGAGAGAACAUAGUUGGGUAAAAAGGUGGACACAGCUAGAUAAGGAGCGGACGCAGUUGGGUAAGGAGUAGACAGAAUUGGGUAAGGAGUAGAUACAGUUGGGUAAGGAGUAGACACAGUUGGGUAAGGAGUAGACAGAGUUGGGUAAGGAGUGGACACAGUUGGGUAAAGAGCGGACGCAGUUGGGUAAGGAGCGGACACAGUUUGGUAAGGCGAGGACACAGUAGGGUAAGAAGAGGACCCAUCUAGGUAAAACGGUGGACACAUUUGGGUAAAACGAGGACACAGUUUGGUAAGGAGAUUCACAUUGGGGUAAGGAGAGAACACAGUUGGGUAAGGAGAGGACACAGUUGUGUAAGAAGAGGACGCAGUUGUGUAAGAAGAGGACGCAGUUGGGUAAGGAGAGGACACAGUUGGGUAAGGAGGAGAUGAUAGUCGUUACCAACAGGUUAUUCGGUGGAUACAUUUUAUCCAAUGCACAAUUCUGUAAACAAAAUUAAAAACAAUUGUUAAAUCAAUUUCUCAUAGAUUUACCAUUUUCGUAAAAGAGAAAACAAUUUAAACACUAGCACUAAGUCAAGACACAUUUUUUUUAACACUUUUGGUAAUCGUCAAAAAAGAAUUUAAUCUAUAUUUCAACAAAAUCUCCUAGCUGUCACCCCACUUAAAAAUCACAAAGUCUAAAAGCAAUACUUAUGUCAAUGAAGACAAGCUCCCCCAUGUCCCCCACAAACACACUUGUCUUCCCUGAAAUAACUUUAAACAGCUUUGGUUAUGUAUAGGAACGCAUCCCCCACCAAAGACAAGCAAUACAUUUUACAGCCAUAACUAUGUACAAGAACACAAUUCCCAUCAGCAAUAAAUGUAACAGCAAUAAUUAUGUACAUGAGCACAAUUCCAAUCCAGCAAUAAAUGUAACAGCAAUAAUUAUGUACAUAAACACAAUUCCCAUCCAGCUAUAAGUGUAACAGCAAUAAUUAUGUACAUGAGCAGAAUUGCCAUCCAGCAACAAGUGUAACAGCAAUAAUUAUGUACAUAAACACAAUUCCCAUCCAGCAAAAAGUGUAACUGCAAUAAUUAUGUACAUGAGCACAAUUGCCAUCCAGCAACAAGUGUAACAGCAAUAAUUAUGUACAUGAGCACAAUUGCCAUCCAGCAACAAGUGUAACAGCAAUAAUUAUGUACAUGAGCACAAUUGCCAUCCAGCAUCAAGUGUAACAGCAAUAAUUAUGUACAUGAGCACAAUUUCCAUCCAGCAACAAGUGUAACAGCAAUAAUUAUGUACAUAAACACAAUUCCCAUCCAGCAAUAAGUGUAACAGCAAUAAUUAUGUACACGAACACAAUUCCCAUCCAGCAAUAAGUGUAACAGCCAUGAUUCUGUACAUGAACGAGUCCACCAACUUUCUCAUCUUCUGCUGCUUCGGGAG
Lymnaea stagnalis (great pond snail) is the source of this 2777-nucleotide messenger RNA. Lineage: Eukaryota; Metazoa; Mollusca; Gastropoda; Lymnaeidae. The record is from the annotation of a GenBank genome assembly.